AUGGCGCGCACAAAGCAGACUGCGCGUAAGUCUACUGGCGGGAAGGCGCCGCGUAAGCAAUUAGCCACUAAGGCUGCCCGCAAGAGCGCUCCGGCUACCGGCGGCGUCAAGAAGCCUCACCGCUAUCGACCUGGCACUGUGGCUUUGCGCGAGAUCCGUCGCUACCAGAAGUCUACUGAGCUACUUAUUCGUAAGCUACCGUUUCAACGUCUGGUCCGUGAGAUCGCGCAGGACUUCAAGACCGACCUGCGCUUCCAGAGCUCGGCGGUGAUGGCGUUACAGGAGGCUUGUGAGGCCUACCUGGUGGGCUUGUUCGAGGACACCAACCUGUGCGCCAUCCACGCCAAGAGAGUGACCAUCAUGCCCAAAGACAUCCAGCUUGCGCGCCGCAUUCGUGGGGAGAGAGCACACGGCGUGCUUGGCCAGCUCUCCGGGCAGCAGCAGGCGCACCGCCGUCUGGAUCUCCCUGGAAGUGAUGGUCGAGCGCUUGUUGUAAUGCGCCAGGCGAGACGCCUCGCCCGCGAUACGCUCGAAGAUGUCGUUAACGAAGGAAUUCAUGAUUCCCAUGGCCUUGGACGAAAUGCCGGUAUCGGGGUGGACCUGCUUCAGCACCUUGUACACAACUCCCUCAUGGCUCGUACGAAGCAGACAGCGCGGAAGUCCACUGGCGGGAAAGCGCCUCGCAAGCAGCUCGCUACCAAGGCGGCUCGCAAGAGCGCUCCGGCCACCGGCGGCGUGAAGAAGCCCCACCGCUACCGACCUGGCACCGUAGCGUUGCGGGAGAUUCGCCGCUACCAAAAAUCGACCGAGCUGUUGAUCCGCAAGUUGCCUUUUCAGCGUCUGGUGCGUGAGAUCGCACAGGAUUUCAAGACCGACCUGCGCUUCCAGAGCUCGGCGGUGAUGGCGCUCCAGGAGGCCUGUGAGGCCUACCUGGUGGGUCUCUUUGAGGACACCAACCUCUGUGCUAUCCAUGCCAAGCGCGUUACCAUCAUGCCCAAGGAUAUCCAGCUCGCGCGCCGCAUUCGUGGGGAGAGGGCGUAAGCUGUUUUCCUGAUUGCGUAACUCUUAAAACCAAAGGCUCUUUUCAG
Propithecus coquereli (Coquerel's sifaka) is the source of this 1088-nucleotide messenger RNA. RefSeq lists its product as uncharacterized. NCBI's taxonomy places the organism in Eukaryota, Metazoa, Chordata, Mammalia, Primates, Indriidae. Gene Ontology annotation, molecular function: DNA binding; protein heterodimerization activity; structural constituent of chromatin. Gene Ontology annotation, cellular component: nucleosome. The coding region runs from base 1 to 1041 and encodes 346 amino acids. The record is from RefSeq and is a predicted model, not a curated record. The transcript has 3 exons.